CGGCUGUGGUGCGCAGAGCUCUGGCAACUGGAGGGGUUCCACUGAGGGAUGGUUGGUGUGAGCUCAUCGAGGGAGCAGCCCCAGUAUGGCUGUGAAUGGGACGGACGGCUGCCAGGAGUUGGGCAGAGCCCUGGAGAAGGCUUACCUCUCCACCAUGUAUAGCCUGGAGUUCGCUUUGGGUGCCAUUGGGAACAGCGUUGUUGUGCUUGGCUAUAUCUUCUGCCUGAAGGAGUGGAAAAGUGGCAACAUCUACCUGUUCAACCUGUCGCUGUCAGAUUUGCUGUUCCUGUGCACUUUACCGGUCCUGGUGAGCAGCUACUCCCAAGGCCGAUGGCUGGGUUCGAGCAUCCUGUGCCACAGCAACAGGUUCCUGCUGCACGCCAACCUGUACACCAGCAUCCUCUUCCUUACCGUCAUCAGCAUCGACCGGUACAUGCUCAUGCGAUGCCCUUUCAGAGAACACACUCUGCAGAAGAAGAAGACAGCCUUCAUCGUGUGCAUCGCUGUCUGGGUCCUGGUGAUACUGGAGCUGUUGCCAAUGACGUUCUUCUUGGAGAAAGUGUCACCAGCCAAUAAUUUCACGUGCCUCGACUACGCGAGUUCUGGGGACCCGGAAAAAAGCCUCAUCUAUAGUCUGCUCCUGACGCUCUUCGGGUUCCUCAUCCCCCUCGCUGUCAUGUGCUUCUUCUAUGUGAAGAUGCUGCUCUUUCUGAAGAACUGGAAGGAGCAGAUUGGCUCUGUCCUGGCUCUCGAGCGGCCGCUCACCCUGGUGGUGCUGGCUGUCUCCACCUUCUCGCUGCUCUUCACCCCGUACCACGUGAUGCGCAACGUCCGCCUCGCCUCCCGCAUCCCAGCCCUCAACGUGUCCGUGUGCACCCAGAGCGCCAUCAACACCGCCUACAUCAUCACCCGGCCCAUCGCUUUCCUUAACAGUGCCAUUGACCCCGUGUUUUACUUCCUAAUGGGGGACAACUUCCGAGAGAUGCUGAUGGCAAAAGUAGUGCAGGUCUUGGGCAGGCUGAAAAGCACGGGCAGAUGAAGUGCUGAGGAGAGCUCUGGCACUGGAGCUGGGGGGAAGGCUGUGUGGGAAAACGUCAGCAGCGUGCAGUGCUUUCUUCUUUAGGUAGCUUUGUUCAGGCCACAGAACACGCAGGAGCUGAGCGCGUCCCACUGGGAGCACCUGUUGCCGAUUCAUCUCCAGCAGGACGGGGGUAGGGUCAGGGGGUGGCGGGCAGCCCGACACCGCGCUCAUCAUAGGGUAUGCUGUGCUCUGUUGAGAUUGCAAAUAAAAUAUCGCUGUGACUUUUCUCAGCAGGAAA
This is a messenger RNA of Numida meleagris (helmeted guineafowl), 1319 nucleotides long. RefSeq names its product succinate receptor 1 (gene SUCNR1). The coding region runs from base 86 to 1039 and encodes 317 amino acids. Gene Ontology annotation, biological process: G protein-coupled receptor signaling pathway. NCBI's taxonomy places the organism in Eukaryota, Metazoa, Chordata, Aves, Galliformes, Numididae. Gene Ontology annotation, molecular function: G protein-coupled receptor activity. Gene Ontology annotation, cellular component: plasma membrane. The transcript is spliced from 2 exons. The record is from RefSeq and is a predicted model, not a curated record.